Messenger RNA from Gasterosteus aculeatus aculeatus (three-spined stickleback), 3673 nucleotides. RefSeq names its product NK2 homeobox 1 (gene nkx2-1). Lineage: Eukaryota; Metazoa; Chordata; Actinopteri; Perciformes; Gasterosteidae. The record is from RefSeq and is a predicted model, not a curated record. Gene Ontology annotation, cellular component: nucleus. Gene Ontology annotation, biological process: regulation of transcription by RNA polymerase II; cell differentiation. Gene Ontology annotation, molecular function: DNA-binding transcription factor activity, RNA polymerase II-specific; RNA polymerase II cis-regulatory region sequence-specific DNA binding.
GGACGCGCGGGGCCGGCGGGCCGCGUGCGGCGCGCAGGCACGAGCAUUCGUGACCAUGUGCGGCGCCGACGUUGUUGUCGGUGGGAGGGGAAGCACAUGUCUCGCAAAGUGAAAUCGCGCUCGUCGCGAGGAGGCUAGAGCCGCGUGGUAUUGUUGCCGAGGCCCCGCCUCCGACGGUAGCCUUAAACCUGGCACCCGGCUAAAACAAACCAAAGCCAGCGCCGAGCUCCCACUCAAUCCAAUUAAGGCGGACUUGAGGCGUUCUCCUACGUGUGCAUCUACCAGGAUCGACGUUGAGACAACAGGAACCGGAGGGGCUUUCGCCAACGAGAAAAAAAAAAAAGAAGAAGAAGAAGAAGAAAAAAAAGAGAAGAGAAGGAGAGAUUGCCUUGCCUUCUAAUUUCUCGCUCUCCAGCCUCAGAACAAUGUCGAUGAGCCCUAAGCAUUCGACUCCUUUUUCAGUUUCCGAUAUCUUGAGUCCCCUUGAGGAGAGCUAUAAGAAAGUAAGUAUGGAGAAUAACAACUUGGGGGCACCUCUCACUUCUUACCGGCAGCCGCAGGUCUCUCAGGCGGCGAUGCAGCAGCACCACAUGGGCCAUAAUGGGACUGUGUCUGCGGCUUACCACAUGACCGCGGCAGGUGUUUCUCAGCUGUCACACACGGCCAUGGGGGGCUAUUGUAACGGCAACCUGGGCAACAUGGGCGACCUGCCGUCGUACCAGGACGGCAUGAGGGGCAGCACCACCGCCACCGGCUGGUACGGAGCCAACCCGGACCCGCGCUUCUCCACCAUUUCUCGCUUCAUGGGCUCGCCAUCGGGCAUGAACAUGGGCAGCAUGGGCAGCCUCAGCUCCCUGGCGGACGUGGGUAAAGGCAUGGGCUCGCUGUCCAGCACCCCGAGGAGAAAAAGACGGGUGCUGUUCUCCCAGGCGCAGGUCUACGAGCUGGAGCGCCGCUUCAAGCAGCAGAAGUACCUCUCGGCGCCAGAGAGGGAACACCUGGCAAGUAUGAUCCACCUCACCCCGACCCAGGUGAAAAUCUGGUUUCAGAAUCACCGGUACAAGAUGAAGAGGCAGGCCAAAGACAAAGUGUCCCAGCAGCAGAUGCAGCAGGACGGCGGCUCCUGUCAGCAGCAGCAAUCCCCGCGGAGGGUGGCCGUGCCGGUGCUGGUGAAGGACGGCAAGCCGUGUCAAGGCAGCGGCCACCACACGCCCACCUCCUCCUCCGCGCAGAACCUUCACCAGCAAGGGGGGAAUGUCAUGAUCAUGUCCAACAACGCGUCCGGGCUCGUCGGGCAGCACCAGAGCCAGCAGGUGGGAAGCACGGGUCACUCGCCGGACAUGGCGCCGCACUCCUCCAGUCCGCCGUCCCUGCAGAGCCAAGUGGCCGGCCUCUCUCACCUCAACUCCCCCGGCGCAGAGUACGGCUCGGCGCUGCAGUGUUCGGCGCUGUUGUACGGGAGGACGUGGUGACAAGAGGCGCCGGCUGUUCAAACCGAUUCUUAUAUUUAAAGAAAGAAAAAAAACACAAGACAUCUUUUUACUCUAAGUGUGCGCAUCCGAACAAGAGCCGAGUGAAAUCGGCGCAGCUUUUCUUGAAUUUUCCCCUUUUGGAAGGAAGUGUGACUUCGACGGAAGGAAGCGAGCGGAAAACACUUUUCACCAGAAACUGCGGAAGUCUUGGGAUUUAUUUAUGUAAAUUAUAUUGAGACAAAAGAUGAAUCAUCAGUUAUAGAGGCCGCAGAAAUUUUGGAGAAGUGAACCUGAACUGGGAAACUGUGCACACGGGUGCUGUUAUAUUCCCCUCCACAAACACACAUGACUCUGAUUUAUAUAGAAUUUAAUGUAAGCCGUAGAUUUAGCUUGUAUAUUUCUGUAAGAGGUUUGAAUUUUAGCUUAUCUGUUGUAAAAAGUUUUUGACGCUGUUGACGGUUUGUUGUCGUUCUAUUGGUAUUUGUACGUUUAAUUUCUUUGUAACUUAUAUAGAUAUUUGACUUACAACAAAACAGUCCUAUUAAUAAAUUAUGGAAACAAGAUAGUUAAUCUUUUUUUUGUGAAAUAUGUCAUUAUUUACCGGGUCUAAAAUGGCAAAAAUAUUCUUAUUGGAAAAAUGUGAGAAGAGCAAAACACAGUGCGGUAUUAUUAUUAUCGUUAUUAUUAUUAUUAUUAUUAUUAUUAAUAUUAUUAUUAUUAUUAUAGUUUCUAGUUUUCUACCAUGAGAGUUUUGGCAUUUAUAAAGAAAACGAAUUAUUGUUGGGCUUGAUGCGAGGAAAAUAUAACCAGACAUAAAAUAUGUUUUGUCGAACUUGCAGGACUAAAUACAAUAUCAACACCCGGGCUCUUAAUCUGACAUGACAUUAAAUUCCCCAGCCUAUUUUUCUGUUUUAUAUUUUCCGUCCAGGCUUAUCUUCACAGGCUGAAGCUCACACAAGCGUGCCCCGCAGAGUAAACGGACCCUUUAUGAGCUUUUUCUUUUCUCUUUCUCUGUGUUUGACUGUGUGAGUCAGAAAGGUGAGGUCUUUUCGCCUCCCGACAUCAAACGCGAUUGCUGCUCAAAGAAAAGCUUAUCGAUGAAAUCCCUGACUAAACAGCGCGGUGUUCUUCUCAAAUAGCUCGCGAGGCCGAACUGUCGGCGCGGGAGGUGUAUCAGCUGGUUUGUCAAUAAUCAAUCAGGGGUAUUGAAAGGAAACGGCAAAAGCCUGUUUGUGUCCGGUGUCAAUAACAGACCAUCCCAAAUAUUUCUUUAAAGAUUAGACUGUAUUUUGGGGGGGUUGUGCUUUUUCAAACUGACGCGAUAAUAGAAAAUACGACCAGUCUCUUUUCUCCUAAAUUGUAGGCUCUGUAAAUAAAAGCUAUAAUAACCAUUAGGGGCCAUUCUCCCGCCACCUAAUAGCGCUAUAGGUAUUAACAGUAAACAGCGUGGUUGCUAAGCGACGGAAGUAACGGGGGUUGAUUUUCGAUUACGGCUGAAAAUAAGUUGCUGUCAAUUUGGUGUUGUCACGGGUCCUAUAUCAUUUCACAUAGUUUUGGUCUGAAUAAGAUGCAAUCCACCCUGAAUGGAUUUAUAUUUAUUGACCUUUUUGUCAUUUUUUAGGUCAAACUAUGUUUGUCUGGAUAAAAAUAAAAAAAAACCUCUAUACUGCAUUUUAAGUGCGUUUUAAAGCGUAAACUAAAAAUAGACCUACAAUUAUUUCUAGGUGGUUCUUGGUCGUUUUGAAAUAAAUCAGACUUUUUUUCCGAAAGCGCUUGAGCUACUCGCAGGCGAUGUGGCCAUUUCGAACCUGCAUCCUUUUAUAAUUUCAGAUUGCACCAAAAAUGAAUUAGUUGUUUUGUACGUUUUUAAUUCUAAUAUAGAAUAAGAACGGACACAGCUCUCAAUCAACUGUAUCAGCUUUGUCCUUUCAUUUCCACGAAAAAACAGUUUACCACAAGUUGGUCGGGCUAAAAAAGUUGAUGGUGCAUGUUUUCCAAAGGUCUUGACUCCAUGUGUCUCUUCUAAUACCUGCCUUUUACAUGGAGGCGUGAUUUAUAUAUGUGAGCUCAUUCUGUUUUUUUAUUUUCAUCCAUAACAUAAGACACUAUACUGUAAAUAUACAUGAAAUAUACUGCACAUCUGAUUAUCAUUAUUUUGAUGUUAUAUAUGUAUAACUCUUUUGAAGAAAUCGUUAAAAAAA